GGAGGGAAGGCGGUGCUUUUCCCUCCCGAGGAUCCGGAGCGUUUCAGGCGGGUUUCAGUCUCUGUGUCCGGGCCACACUUCAUCCAAAAGCCCGCUGCGCGCUCCUCCGCAGGUCGUUUCUCCUCCGGCUGCACCAGUGCUCCCUGUAGGCAGGUUCCACACCGCCAGCGGAGGGUCUGCCGCCCCUCUCUCCCACAGGCCACCAUGAAGCUGACGGACAAUGUGCUGCGGAGCUUCAGGGUCGCUAAGGUGUUCCGGGAAAACUCCGAGAAAAUCAACUGCUUCGACUUCAGCUCGAACGGAGAAACGAUCAUUUCCAGCAGCGACGACGACUCCCUGGUCCUGUACGACUGUCAGGAGGGAAAACCCAAGAGGACUCUCUACAGUAAGAAGUAUGGAGUGGAUCUGAUCAGGUACACGCACGCUGCCAACACUGUGGUCUACAGUUCCAACAAAAUCGAUGAUACUAUCCGAUACCUGUCCCUUCAUGACAACAAAUACAUCCGCUACUUUCCGGGGCAUAACAAAAGAGUGACGUCUCUCUCCAUGUCUCCCGUGGACGAUACGUUUAUUUCUGGUUCAUUAGAUAAAACUAUUCGACUUUGGGAUCUGCGGUCGCCCAACUGCCAGGGUCUGAUGCACCUGCAGGGGAAACCAGUUUGCUCCUUUGACCCGGAGGGUCUAAUUUUUGCUGCAGGAAUAAACUCGGAGAUGGUUAAACUUUAUGACCUGCGCUCAUUUGACAAGGGUCCCUUUGCAACCUUCAAGCUUCAGUACGAUCGGACGUGCGAGUGGACAGGACUCAAAUUUAGCAACGAUGGAAAACUAAUUCUUCUUUCGACUAACGGCGCCGCUCUUCGGGUCUUAGAUGCUUUUAAGGGCGCUGUGGUGCACUCGUUUGGGGGCUACAACAACAGUAAAUGUGUAACGCUAGAGGCAUCGUUCACUCCUGACUCUCAGUUCGUUAUGAUCGGGUCGGAGGACGGAAAGAUCCACGUGUGGAACGCAGAGAGCGGUAUGAAGGUGGCUCUAUUAGAUGGGAAGCACACAGGACCAGUUACGUGCUUACAGUUCAACCCCAAGUUCAUGACAGUUGCAAGUGCCUGUUCCAACAUGGCGUUCUGGCUGCCGACAAUAGACGACUGAGUGAAGUGAAGGCUCGGCUUCUGCUGAAGGCUGAAGAUGGACGUGACCAGCAGGGGUCAGCAAAACCAGCUCUAUGUGAAUAUCGCAGGGAUUUGUGGCAAAUCAAACUCAAAUUGUAAAUAAGUUGUUUUCAGAAAUAGAUUUCUUCUCUAUUGUCCUUUUUUAUAUUUCUAUUUAACAUUAAAUUGUUUCUUUUGUAA
This is a messenger RNA of Hippoglossus stenolepis (Pacific halibut), 1346 nucleotides long. It is a transcript of the gene wdr82, whose product is annotated as WD repeat domain 82. Bases 205 to 1146 code for a protein of 313 amino acids. The transcript is spliced from 9 exons. The record is from RefSeq and is a predicted model, not a curated record. Lineage: Eukaryota; Metazoa; Chordata; Actinopteri; Pleuronectiformes; Pleuronectidae. Gene Ontology annotation, cellular component: Set1C/COMPASS complex. Gene Ontology annotation, molecular function: protein binding; chromatin binding.